GGAAAACCAGUCUUGGCAUUCAUUCUUUACCUCUAUUCUGAAAAUUGCUUGGUGUAGUAGUAUACCUCAUCCCUAAUUAUGUACCCACUCUCUCUCUUUCCUCCAACUUUCACUCGAGCACCCCUCCAUUCCUCUAGACCAAAUCAGUGUCCAUUCAUCAUCCUAUUAAUCCAUCCAUCCAUCAGAUACUCCCUCCACUCCCCCUAAUCUACUGUUACCAUGGAUCGGCUAAACCAGAUGUAUGCUGCGGCUCAAGGGCUUGGUGGGAUGAGCGCACCUCCGGGAGUGGAUACGCCAGUUAUUGAUAAUUCUGAAACCGUGUAUAUUUCUUCGUUGGCGCUAUUGAAGAUGUUGAGGCAUGGGAGGGCUGGUGUGCCGAUGGAGGUGAUGGGUCUUAUGUUGGGGGAGUUUGUCGAUGAUUAUACUGUUCGUGUGGUUGAUGUUUUUGCGAUGCCUCAGAGCGGUACGGGUGUUUCAGUUGAAGCUGUCGAUCCAGUGUUCCAGACUAAGAUGAUGGACAUGCUAAGACAGACUGGGAGACCGGAAACCGUCGUCGGAUGGUAUCAUUCUCAUCCGGGUUUUGGCUGUUGGUUGUCAAGCGUCGAUAUCAACACCCAGCAGUCCUUCGAACAACUAACACCCCGUGCGGUAGCCGUUGUCAUUGAUCCUAUUCAAUCUGUCAAGGGAAAGGUUGUCAUCGACGCCUUCCGACUGAUCAAUCCACAAUCCCUCAUGCUCGGACAGGAGCCUCGCCAGACCACCUCCAAUCUCGGCCAUCUCAAUAAGCCCUCUAUCCAAGCGUUGAUCCACGGGCUGAACCGACAUUAUUACUCGAUCCUCAUCAAUUACCGCAAAACACACCUAGAGGAGAACAUGCUCAUGAACUUGCACAAGACGGUAUGGACCGACGGCCUGACGAUGAAGGAUUUUAAGCUCCUUGCCAAGGAGAACCAAGAACGUUUGGAAAAGAUGGUUGGCCUGGCCGAUUCUUACGAGAAGCGUGUCAAGGAGGAGAAUGAUCUGACCAAGGACGAUAUGAAGACUCGCUACGUUGGAAAGGUGGAUCCGAAGAAGCAUUUGGAGGAAUUGGGUAAGCGGGGUAUUGAGGAGAAUAUUGUGGGUGUGUUGGUUGAGAUGGUGGAUAAGGAGGCGAGUUUUGCUGCUGAUAUAGACGGGAGCAAACCUGGACAUGUGGAGGCUAUGGAUGAGGAUUAGGCCGGAAUUGGCGGGUUGUUUUUAGUUUGGGUCUCUCUUUUCUCGCUCUUCUGUACCAUAAUCUAUAUGCAUCCAUCCACCCA
This is a messenger RNA of Tuber melanosporum (Perigord truffle), 1298 nucleotides long. RefSeq lists its product as uncharacterized. Gene Ontology annotation, biological process: protein deubiquitination; proteasome-mediated ubiquitin-dependent protein catabolic process. Lineage: Eukaryota; Fungi; Ascomycota; Pezizomycetes; Pezizales; Tuberaceae. Gene Ontology annotation, cellular component: proteasome regulatory particle, lid subcomplex. Bases 220 to 1215 code for a protein of 331 amino acids. The transcript has 5 exons. The record is from RefSeq and is a predicted model, not a curated record. Gene Ontology annotation, molecular function: metallopeptidase activity; protein binding; proteasome binding.